Messenger RNA from Owenia fusiformis, 1651 nucleotides. The record is from the annotation of a GenBank genome assembly. NCBI's taxonomy places the organism in Eukaryota, Metazoa, Annelida, Polychaeta, Sabellida, Oweniidae.
AUAUGUAAAGACUGCUGAUUGGUCAAACGUAAUUAAGAAAAGUGUGAUUGUCUUCAUCUCCCCAAAGAUUGUUAUAUAAGAAGGUGAUUUUCCUUUGGACAAUCAAGUCUUUGGUAAUUUGGGUUUUGCAUAACUAAACACCUGUGGACCUGUUAGCUAGCAAUAGCAUCUAAAAAGGUACGACAGUGAGAGGUAACUGAAAAUAUGGUGAGACUUACGAUGGACACGUUACUGGCAUCAAACAAUAUAAAAGACUCAUCAUUUUCGAAACCCAAAAGAAAGAGAAUACACAUUCCACAUAGUCAACGUCCGACUGAAUUUGUUGCACAGAGGAAUGAACGCGAGAGAAGUCGCGUCCAUAGCGUCAAUGAAGCAUUUAUGGUCCUGAAGAAACACGUACCAUUGAAAGUAAAGAAUCCGUCUAAAAGAGUUUCAAAAGCAAAGAUACUCCAAGCUGCGCUAGAUCACAUUCAUAACUUACUGGACAUUUUAGAAAGUAGAAAAUCACAAGAGAGUUGCUCAACUAAGAAAAGCAGCUUACAAAACAAUAAACCGGGAGUGACACCAAAUAAUGAGAACCUAGUCAAGACACACAAUGCAUCUACUACAAUGACAACAACGAAAAAAUAUUCCGAAUGCAUUCCUGACAUUAAAGAAAACCAAAACCAUAAGAUCACAAAUGAACUAUUAUUCAACAAUUCACAGUGCCAUCGACAAAUAGAACUUUCUGAACAUGAACAAUAUUCGGCAAGUAUGUACAACCAAUACCGCCUAGGCUACCACCGCACCACCGAACAACAGCAAUACAUCACUCAAAUAAAUUCUACGUAUGACCAAUGUCAAAAGACAUUAUCCCAGUUUAACACUGAGCAGCGUUUAUGCCAAGGAUACAGAUCCCAUGCAUUACAGUCGGAACCAUGGACGACCGGGAACACAACAGUGUCGCAACAAAAUGAAGUAGAAUACUUCCCAAGCACCGCUUAUUCCUUUGCUAAUGAUCCAGAAACCAGCAUACCUUAUCAAAUGACAGAAUCUUGGAUGCACGGCCUUCCACCGAGUCCCGAUUCCGGAUUCGCAGACGACAAAUCAACAUCCGGUGUUUCUGAAAUAUCCUUUCCGAUGAUGGACGACGAUUUUCCAGAAAAUGUGUCGCAUGCUUUCACUACAGAAUUUGCAAGCAAUAACUGAACUGCUGAAAGAACACUCAAAUAUCUUACAUUCAUGUUGGACUUUUCAAAUAUAAGAUUUGCAUAUAUAAAGAGCGACAUUUUGGAUUGUGAAAUGUCGCGUUGCUCAUAAUCCUCAUGGGCAAUGCAUGAACAUGAAAGAUCAUAAUUUUAUUAUCAUUUUUAUUAGUGUGGAUUGAAGAGCACUUUUACUGUUUAUUAAAGCAUUGUGAUAACUUUGAUGUUUUUUCCACAUGUGCCAAAAGUUGAAUCAAUUGCUAUAUUUAUAUAGUAGCAAAAUGGAUGCUAUGUGCAUUGCUGGACAUAACGGUUCUUCGAGGAUGAAGCUAUUCAAAAAUAAUCUUAUAUAUUUAUUGUUCUACGAAUGUUCAUGUACAUAUUUAAUAUAUCAAAAUUUACAAAUGCAUGUAGCAAAAACUAUACGAGCAGUCGUUAAUAAAUAAUAUAUAUUUUUCAUAAAUGUU